AUAAAUGGUGUCCCAGUCUUGCACCUUAAAACCAUCCAAUCCAAUUGAAUUCUCCAGAGAGAAGAAGAAACUUAAUCGAUCAUCACUUCACUUCACUAAUACAUCAUGGCAGACGAGACCCAGAACAAGUAUGAGAGCUCUGAGGUUGAGGUCCAGGAUCGUGGUGUUUUUGACUUUCUCGGUAAGAAAAAGGAUGAAGAAGACAAGCCUCAUCCUCAGGAGGAGGUCAUCGCCACCGAGUUUCAAAAAGUCACUGUCUCAGACCAAGGAGAGAACAAGCACAGCCUCUUAGAAAAGCUUCACCGAUCUGACAGCAGCUCUAGCUCUUCAAGUGAGGAGGAAGGAGAAGAUGGAGAGAAAAGGAAGAAGAAGAAGAAGGAAAAGAAAGGGCUGAAAGAGAAGAUCGAGGAGAAAAUAGAGGGUGAUCAUCAUCAUCACAAGGAUGAGGACACAAGUGUCCCUGUUGAGAAAGUUGAGGUUGUUGAAACAGCACAUGCUGAGGAAAAGAAGGGGUUCCUCGACAAGAUUAAGGAGAAGCUACCAGGGCACAAGAAGACAGAGGAGGCCACAGCUACUACUCCUCCUCCACCACCACCUGUUGCAUCAUUGGAGCAUGGUGAAGGUGCUCAUCAUGAAGGAGAGGCCAAGGAGAAGAAAGGUAUAUUAGAAAAGAUAAAAGAGAAGCUUCCUGGUUAUCACUCCAAGACAGAGGAGGAAAAGGAAAAGGAAAAGGAGAGUGGUGCUCAUUGAUAUUUAAGAUUGAGACAAGGCUUUUUUGUUGGUUGGAGAUGCAUGAUUGUGGUGUGCUUUGUUUUCAUUUCAUCAUAUGACAGCCUUGUGGGUUUCUUUGGUGUUUCUUGAUGCAUACUUAAUUUACUUUAUUAUUGUGUAUUUAUCUCUUCCAUUUACAAAAAAAAAAGUUUGUGUAGGUUUCCUUCUUUGAAGUAAAAAGAAAUUAAAUAUGUACUGAAAAUGGAAUAAUAGUGUGUUUUAUUUGUGUUUUAUAA
Messenger RNA from Glycine soja, 1007 nucleotides. RefSeq names its product dehydrin ERD14-like. The transcript has 2 exons. The coding region runs from base 106 to 750 and encodes 214 amino acids. The record is from RefSeq and is a predicted model, not a curated record. Gene Ontology annotation, cellular component: membrane. Lineage: Eukaryota; Viridiplantae; Streptophyta; Magnoliopsida; Fabales; Fabaceae. Gene Ontology annotation, biological process: response to water.